Lampris incognitus (smalleye Pacific opah) is the source of this 3232-nucleotide messenger RNA. It is a transcript of the gene tshz3b, whose product is annotated as teashirt zinc finger homeobox 3b. Gene Ontology annotation, molecular function: DNA binding; DNA-binding transcription factor activity, RNA polymerase II-specific. The transcript is spliced from 3 exons. Gene Ontology annotation, cellular component: nucleus. NCBI's taxonomy places the organism in Eukaryota, Metazoa, Chordata, Actinopteri, Lampriformes, Lampridae. Gene Ontology annotation, biological process: regulation of transcription by RNA polymerase II. The record is from RefSeq and is a predicted model, not a curated record. The coding region runs from base 14 to 3232 and encodes 1072 amino acids.
GUCUAGUGACAGGAUGUCAGACUUUGAGAGUUCCUCCCUGAGAAAUGAAGAUGAUGUUCUGCUGUCCAAGGAUCCACUGAAUCACCUAUCCCUGUCAGCCUCCUCCGCUUUGAUGGGCGCUACCAACUCGACUGCCCAAAUUGGUGGAGACGAUGCCAUCUCAAAUAGUGCAGGGCCAAUGGCAGACAGCCUGGAAAAGAUGAAGGCCAUUUACACCUCCUUCCUGACCAAUUCCUAUUGGUCCACACUGAACUUGAACCUGAGCCAGCCCCCUGCAGAGAAGCCUCCUCGCAGCCACAGCAGCAGCAGCAGUAGCAGUAGCAGUAGCUGUGGAAGUGGUGGCUAUGAUUGGCACCAGACAGCUGUAGCCAAAACCCUCCAGCAGGCCUCACAGAACCACCACAACCGGCUGGGCCUGGUUCAUCAUCCAACAGUGGCCGUGUCCACAGCAUCUACAGAACCCAACCUUUUCAGCACCGUCCAGCUGUAUCGACAGAGCACCAAACUCUAUGGCUCAAUAUUCACAGGUGCCAGCAAGUUCCGCUGCAAGGACUGCAGUGCGGCAUAUGACACACUGGUUGAGCUGACAGUGCACAUGAAUGAGACAGGUCACUAUCGUGACGACAACCAUGAGACGGAUGGAGAGGGUGCCAAACGCUGGUCCAAACCUCGAAAGCGUUCCUUGCUAGAGAUGGAGGGGAAAGAGGAUGCGCAGAAAGUUCUGAAGUGUAUGUACUGUGGCCACUCCUUUGAAUCCCUCCAGGACCUCAGUGUCCACAUGAUCAAGACAAAACACUACCAGAAAGUGCCUCUUAAAGAGCCUGUUACACCAGUGGCCGCUAAGAUUAUUUCCUCUGUCCGAAAGAGAGCCCCUAUUGAACUUGACCUCCCUAGCUCACCUGACUCUAAUGGCGGCACCACGCCUAAGCCCAGCCCCCUAACUGACACUAAUGACAUCCUCCAGAAGGCCUCAAACCCUUAUAUCACACCAAACAACCGCUAUGGACACCAGAAUGGUGCCAGCUACGCCUGGCAGUUUGAAUCCAGGAAGUCACAGAUCCUAAAAUGUAUGGAAUGUGGCAGCUCUCAUGAUACACUGCAGGAGCUAACUGCACACAUGAUGGUGACUGGACACUUUAUUAAAGUCACCAACUCAGCUAUUAAGAAAGGCAAGCCAAUUUUAGAUUCCUCCACUCUGGCACCCACACCUACGUUAUCCACGGAGGAGAAAGUGCAGUCAGUUCCUCUUGCUGCUACAACCUUCUCCCCUCCACCUGCCCCUGUGCAUCCCCCUACCAGCAUCUCGCCCAUAGCUAUGGCUGUGGAGAUAAAAAAGGAAGAGAAGGAGGAGGAGUGCACUAAAGAGUUCAUCACCAACAAUGGUAACAAUAUCAACAAAGAGAAGAAGGCAGGAGGUGAGGAGGAGCCUGAGGAGAAGUUUGAUAUUUCUUCAAAAUAUAGCUAUUUGACUGAGGAAGAUCUGGAUGAAAGUCCUAAAGGGGGGUUUGAUAUCCUCAAGUCCCUAGAGAACACUGUAACCUCAGCCAUCAACAAAGCCCAGAAUGGGGCUCCCAGCUGGGGUGGCUACCCAAGCAUCCAUGCUGCCUACCAGCUCCCUAACAUCAUGAAGCUUUCUCUAGGCAACUCUGGAAAGAGCUCCCCCCUCAAAUACAUGUUCCCUGGAGGGGAGAUCCUCUCUCCCACUAGCAAGAGCCAGCCUCUGAUUUCCCCUCCCAGUCGCCAGACCUCACCACUGCCCAAGAAUAAUUUCCAUGCCAUGGAAGAGCUGGUCAAAAAGGUGACGGAGAAAGUGGCAAAGGUAGAGGAGAAGAUGCGAGAACCUACUGGAGUCAUUAGGUCCUCACCUGUUAGACGCACCACCCCCUCCCCCUGCAGCAGUGAGACAGGGGAAGCAGUUCGGGGUGAGUCGCCCAAAGAGAGGAGAGGAGGAGGUUCAAAGACCCCUGAGGAGAUGGUGGGAGGGGAAAAAGCAGCUGGAGGAGAAGGAAGUGGAGCCAAUCACAGAAUUGUGGUGUCAAAUGGUGAUGUGACUAAAAAAGAAUCUAUUGAGAAUGGGGUAGAGUCCACUGCUGUGAAAUCCCCCCUGCCUGCCUCUCUGUGUGGGAGCACAGCCAUAAUCACAGACCACCCCCCUCCAGAGCAGCCAUUUGUCAACCCUCUCAGCGCACUGCAGUCAGUAAUGAACGUUCACUUGGGGAAGGCCGCCAAGCCUGCCCUGCCCUCUCUCGACCCCAUGAGCAUGCUAUUUAAGAUGAGCAACAGCCUGGCAGAGAAAGCAGCAGUAGCUGCCUCCACACCACCAGCACAGACCAAAAAACCACCCAACGACCACUUAGAUCGUUACUUCUACCAACAACACCUGAACAACGACCAGCCCAUAGACCUGACCAAAGGCAAGAGUGCUGACAAAAAUGGUAGUAUAGCUUCCUUCAUGUCCAACUCCCCUCUGAGAGAGAAUGCUCUCUCUGACAUCUCAGACAUGCUGAGGAACCUGACGGAGAGUCAAGUAGUCUCCAAGUCCUCCACACCCACCAGCCUGUCCGAGCGCUCAGACAUUGAAGGCGCCACACAGGAGGAGACAGAAGACAUCUCCCCAGCCCAGAAACGCAAAGGCCGCCAGUCCAACUGGAACCCCCAGCACCUGCUCAUCCUCCAAGCCCAGUUCGCCUCCAGCCUCCGACAAACAAGUGAUGGCAAGUAUAUGAUGUCGGACCUGAGCCCCCAGGAAAGGAUGCACAUCUCACGUUUCACCGGCCUCUCCAUGACCACGAUAUCCCACUGGCUGGCGAAUGUCAAGUACCAGCUGAGGAGAACGGGUGGCACGAAGUUCUUGAAGAAUCUGGACUCAGGUCACCCGGUGUUCUUCUGUAGUGACUGCGCCUCUCAAAUCCGCUCGCCAUCCACAUAUGUCAGCCACCUGGAGUCUCACCUGGGUUUCCGGCUGCGAGAUCUGGCAAAACUUUCUGGGGAGCAGCUCCUCAGCCAGAUUACACAGCAACACCAUCAGCAACGUCACACCAAAGGACUGUCUGAAAAACUGCUAUCCCCAUCCCCCUCCCCUGAGGAGGAUGGCAGUGGGGCCAUGCAUCAGUGCAAGCUCUGCAACCGGACUUUUGCGAGCAAGCACGCAGUCAAGCUUCACCUGAGCAAGACUCAUGGGAAGUCCCCAGAGGACCACCUAAUGUAUGUAUGUGAUCUGGAAAAACAGUAG